UUCACAACCCCAGACAGAAGAAGGAAAACCAACUUUGGAGUCAGUUCAGACCUCUGCUGCAUAGCUGAAAUCUUGGGCAACUCUUUCAGUCUGGAAUGGCAGAAAAACCAACAUGCGUGUCCCCACAGAUAUCCAAUGAUGAUGAAGAUACACAAGGAGAAGACAAUACCCGCUGCUUAACAAUGUUUAGUCAUUUUGGUUUUGAAUGUCUGCCCGAUCAGUUGGUGACUAGGUCUAUUCACAAAGGAUUCUCUUUUAAUAUUCUCUGUGUGGGGGAGACUGGAAUUGGAAAAUCAACACUGAUUGACACUUUGUUUAAUACUAAUCUGAAAGAAAAAAAGUCUUCACAUUUUUACUCAAAUGUUGGCCUCAAAGUUCAGACAUAUGAACUUAAGGAAAGCAAUGUUCAAUUGAAAUUGACAGUUGUGAAAACAGUGGGAUAUGGUGAUCAAAUAAACAAAGAAGCCAGCUACCAACCAAUAGUUGACUACCUAGAUGCUCAAUUUGAGGCCUAUCUUCAAGAAGAACUGAAAAUAAAACGUUCCUUCUCUGAGUACCAUGAUUCUCGCAUCCAUGUAUGUCUUUACUUCAUUUCACCUACAGGACAUUCUCUGAAGUCUCUUGAUCUAUUAACCAUGAAGAAUAUUGACAGUAAGGUAAACAUCAUACCACUGAUUGCGAAAGCGGAUACAAUUUCUAAAAGUGAUUUACAUAAAUUUAAGUGUAAGAUAAUGAGUGAAUUGUCUAGUAAUGGCAUCCACAUAUACCAGUUCCCAACAGAUGAUGAAACUAUUGCUCCAGUGAACUCCUCAAUGAAUGGACAAUUGCCUUUUGCUGUAGUAGGGAGUAUAGAUGAGGUAAAAGUUGGAAAAAGGACAGUCAGAGGCCGUCAAUACCCUUGGGGAGUUUUACAAGUGGAAAAUGAAAAUCACUGUGACUUUGUUAAGCUCCGAGAUAUGCUUCUUAGUACAAAUAUGGAAGAUCUGAAAGAACAAACUCAUGUUCAGCACUAUGAACGUUACAGGUGCUACAAACUGCAAAAAAUGGGCUUUACUGAUGUGGGCCCAGACAACAAGCCAGUCAGUUUUCAAGAGACAUUUGAAGCCAAAAGACAGGAUUUCUAUGAUCAAUGUAUGAGGGAAGAAGAAGAGUUGAAACAAAAAUUUAUGCAGAGAGUAAAGGAAAAAGAAACAACAUUUAAAGCAACCGAAAAAGAGCUACAGGAGAGGUUUGAGCAUCUUAAAAGAGUUCAACAAGAGGAGACAAUGAAACUUGAGGAAGAAAGAAGACAACUGGAGGAAGAAAUAAUAGACUUUUAUAAAAUGAAGGCUGCUUCUGAAACACUGCAGACUCAGGUGUACACCAAUAUAAAGAAGGACAAAGAUCACCUACACCCGGGACUCUAAUUUCAAAGCCUGUGCCAGGCAGAGACGAGCAAGGAAACGAGACGAGGGGACUCAGGAUGCCUGGGCAAGACAGACGCAUCACAGUUUAAGAGACAAAUACCAGCUUUCACGGAGACAGUUAAGUACAGUGAGCGGCAAGGCUGAUGCUGAGGCAUCUGCCUGUACCUCCGGUUAGGCGCAGGAGCUUGACAGGAAGUGAGCUGACGGGUGUCAUCCACGGGACCGUGGCAGACCCCGGCUUUCCCUGAUGGCUCCCCGUCAGAUGAAUUGCUGACAAUGCGGCCUCCCCUCUCAUCCUCCACCAGAGCACCUCGCUUCCCACCAUGGUAAUUUAUAUUUGUAAUUUUGGCCUUGAUCAAUAAAGGCAACA
Molecule: messenger RNA, 1776 nt
Organism: Condylura cristata (star-nosed mole)
Lineage: Eukaryota; Metazoa; Chordata; Mammalia; Eulipotyphla; Talpidae
Gene: SEPTIN14
Product: septin 14
Exons: 11
Coding region: 96-1406 (436 amino acids)
Biological process (GO): cytoskeleton-dependent cytokinesis
Cellular component (GO): septin complex; septin ring; cell division site
Molecular function (GO): GTPase activity; molecular adaptor activity; GTP binding
Source: RefSeq, a predicted model, not a curated record